Molecule: messenger RNA, 3545 nt
Organism: Arvicola amphibius (Eurasian water vole)
Lineage: Eukaryota; Metazoa; Chordata; Mammalia; Rodentia; Cricetidae
Gene: Mapkap1
Product: MAPK associated protein 1
Exons: 14
Coding region: 593-2161 (522 amino acids)
Biological process (GO): TORC2 signaling
Cellular component (GO): cytoplasm; TORC2 complex; plasma membrane
Molecular function (GO): phosphatidylinositol-4,5-bisphosphate binding
Source: RefSeq, a predicted model, not a curated record
GUGCGGUUCCGGGUCGUGUCGCGGCUCGGGGUAACAGGGCUGCUGUUGCCGGCCGGCGGCGGCGGGGCGCGGCGGGGCGCGGCGGGGUCAUGAGGGCGAGUCUGGGGCGCGGCAGCCGAGCCGGCCGGUAGAAGCGCCGGUCCUCGAGGUGCAGGGGCCGAGAGGCGUGGGGAAGCCGGGGCCUCCCUCAGGGACGUGUCCUGGGCGAGGCGGCCCGUAGUGUGGAAGCAGCUUCAGGUAAAGGUUGCCCCAGCCGCCGCCCCCUGUGACCCUCAGCACUCCGCUGCCCGUGCUGCCCAGCGGCCGCCCGUCGGGGCCGUGCUCGGUGGCCUGGGAGCAUCCGUUUCCUGGCCCUUCCCGAGCCUGACAGCUGGGUGUGUGACUUAGCAUGUUUUCAUGACUGUGCUUCUGCUGUUGGUACAGAUAAGUUGGCUGAAGGCCUAUAGCUUCAAAGGAACAACGAUAUUUAGCAAUCGCCCCCACUGCCUUGUUUUAAGCCAUGAGACUGAACUGCUAUGUGCAGGUAGGUGAGUCCGUGAAACAGUAUGAAGAGGAGAAAAUAGCCUUUUAAAGAAACUGGCCCACAGAAAGGAUGGCCUUCUUGGACAAUCCAACUAUCAUUUUAGCUCAUAUUCGACAGUCACAUGUGACCAGUGAUGACACGGGAAUGUGUGAAAUGGUUCUCAUUGAUCAUGAUGUUGACCUAGAGAAGACUCAUCCUCCUUCAGUGCCUGGAGACAGUGGGUCAGAAGUUCAGGGAAGCAGUGGUGAGACUCAGGGCUACGUGUACGCCCAGUCUGUCGAUAUUACCUCAAGCUGGGACUUUGGUAUUAGAAGACGCUCAAACACAGCUCAAAGAUUAGAACGACUCCGCAAAGAAAGACAAAACCAGAUCAAAUGCAAAAAUAUUCAGUGGAAAGAAAGAAAUUCUAAGCAAUCAGCCCAGGAGUUAAAGUCACUGUUUGAAAAAAAAUCCCUCAAAGAGAAGCCUCCAAGUUCGGGCAAGCAGUCCAUAUUGUCUGUACGCCUGGAGCAGUGUCCUCUGCAGCUGAAUAACCCCUUUAAUGAGUAUUCCAAGUUUGAUGGCAAGGGUCAUGUGGGUACAACUGCAACUAAGAAGAUCGACGUCUACCUCCCCCUGCAUUCAAGCCAGGACAGACUGCUACCAAUGACCGUGGUGACAAUGGCCAGCGCUAGGGUGCAAGACCUCAUCGGGCUCAUCUGUUGGCAGUAUACGAGCGAAGGACGGGAGCCAAAGCUCAAUGACAAUGUCAGUGCCUAUUGCCUGCAUAUUGCUGAGGAUGAUGGGGAGGUAGACACAGAUUUCCCACCAUUGGAUUCCAACGAGCCCAUUCAUAAGUUUGGCUUCAGUACUUUGGCCCUGGUUGAAAAGUAUUCAUCUCCUGGUCUGACAUCCAAAGAAUCACUCUUUGUUCGAAUAAAUGCUGCUCAUGGCUUCUCCCUGAUCCAAGUGGACAACACAAAGGUCACCAUGAAGGAGAUCCUGCUAAAGGCAGUGAAACGACGAAAAGGAUCCCAGAGAAUUUCAGGCCCUCAGUACCGCCUGGAGAAGCAGAGUGAGCCCAACAUCGCAGUGGACCUGGAGAGCACGCUGGAGAGCCAGAAUGCCUGGGAGUUCUGCCUGGUCCGCGAGAACAGUUCAAGGGCAGAUGGAGUUUUUGAGGAGGAUUCACAAAUUGACAUCGCUACAGUACAGGAUAUGCUUAGCAGCCACCAUUACAAGUCAUUCAAAGUCAGCAUGAUCCACAGACUGCGGUUUACAACUGACGUGCAGUUAGGUAUCUCUGGAGACAAAGUAGAGAUAGACCCUGUUACGAAUCAGAAAGCCAGCACUAAGUUUUGGAUUAAACAGAAGCCCAUCUCAAUCGAUUCUGACCUGCUCUGUGCCUGUGACCUUGCCGAGGAAAAGAGCCCCAGUCAUGCAGUAUUUAAACUCACGUAUCUAAGCAGUCAUGACUAUAAGCACCUCUACUUCGAGUCCGAUGCAGCCACAGUCAGUGAAAUCGUGCUCAAGGUCAACUACAUCCUGGAGUCACGAGCAAGCACUGCCCGGGCUGACUAUUUUGCUCAAAAACAAAGAAAACUGAACAGACGUACAAGCUUCAGCUUCCAGAAGGAGAAGAAAUCAGGGCAGCAGUAAUGCUGGCUCCAGCCUGUUGCCUCAGCCCAGGCUGCCUGCAGGGCCAAGUGACCCCGGAGUCCACCUUCACCCUGCAGUGCCUGGUCUCACAGGCACAGGGCUGCUGGGCUCUGGGGAGAGGUUUAGAAGUAGGGGUGCCCUACUCUGGAGUCUGGGGACAUUGCCAUUGGACUGAAACCUGGCAAUGGCUUUAAGUAGCAAUGCCCAGGAACCAGACACCUCCUGGAGAAGCCACGUGCUGCCCAGCCAUGUUCACUGCCUGGCAGUCCACCAAGGAUGUAUAUAGCCAUGCCAGACAGCUCCUUGCAACUUGAUCAAAUUUCUUAAAGCAAAGAAAGAACAAAAAUGUACAUUUCUUUUUUUCUUUUAAUAAACAGGUUACUCUUUAUCAUGGUUGGUAUGAUGGACCAUUUUUGGGGGGCAGAGAAUUGAUUAUAUUAUCUUCUUUAAAAUCUGUUCCUGUUUUAAUCAGGCAGAUUGCAAAAGCUGUGAUUGGCGCUCUCAGAAGCAAUGUUUAGGCUUAACCAAUAGUUAACUAUGCCAUUUGUUUAAAUGGGGGUAUUUGCUUUGAGAAUAGCAUCUUGGGAAGUUAAGAACGAAGGCCAUGCACACGUGCAUGUGAGUUUGUGCGUGUGUGCGUGCAUGCAUGGCUCUCUUUUUCCCCUUCAAAGGCCUUCUCAGCAUGUGCCCUGAGAGACAGGUGCUAGUAGGAUGGUGUGGCAGACGGUGUGUCUCCAAGCAUUGAGUUCCCAGCCAGAGUGGUCUCAUUUCCUCAGAGCUGGUAUAAGAUGUUCAGCUGGAACCCCGAAGAGUUUGCCUCGCUGGCUCUGAAGCCUAUCUCCUGCCCUAUUCCCAGUGCCUGCUGAGAGAGCUGUGUUGGGAUUGAGAAGUAGAAGGGAGCCCAUGUCCUUGUACCCCAAGCCCUAGGUAGAAAAGGCAGGGUGCCCAGCACUCUGACACCACACCUCUGGCUACACCAGAUGCCUCUGCAGACCUCACCAUGGUUUCUCCUGUGACAGCAUCCUUUCAUGCUGUCCUGGACCAGAGCCACAGACCGACAUCUCAAGCGGCCUGUGUUUAGAACAUUUUUUACAUCAUUGUGUCUGAGCCUCUCAGAGCCAGUGUGUAGGUCUUUGCUAAAGGGUCAUCUGGGUGAAUGCCUCUCUCAUUCCAAUCCAUUCAGACAACAGGAGCACCCUUUUCUAAUGUCUUCCAUUCCUAUCACCCCAAAAAAAGAUAUUAUUUGUAGCUUGCUCUGUAUUUGAAUUUUUAGCAAUUUUAUAUUUAGAUAUCUUUGAAAUGUAAAUGACUAAUUUGGUCAUUAAAUCUUGUCACAUAUUCGAUAUUAAAAUACUAAAAUAAAAGUCAUAAAUACCCUCUUGUA